Messenger RNA from Gorilla gorilla gorilla (western lowland gorilla), 12502 nucleotides. RefSeq names its product potassium inwardly rectifying channel subfamily J member 6 (gene KCNJ6). NCBI's taxonomy places the organism in Eukaryota, Metazoa, Chordata, Mammalia, Primates, Hominidae. The transcript has 4 exons. The coding region runs from base 1068 to 2339 and encodes 423 amino acids. Gene Ontology annotation, cellular component: plasma membrane. Gene Ontology annotation, molecular function: G-protein activated inward rectifier potassium channel activity. Gene Ontology annotation, biological process: regulation of monoatomic ion transmembrane transport; potassium ion import across plasma membrane. The record is from RefSeq and is a predicted model, not a curated record.
GCGCCGGGGCUGCCUCUCACGGAUUUCAGCCCGGUGGGAGGCAGUGCCCAGAGCCUCUUUUUCCUUAUCUCACAAAACCCUAAAAGCCGAACCCCUACAACCAGCAGACAAAACUGCUCCCCGAGCUUCGGCUGUUUCCUGCUUUCCAGGCGUUUCUCCGGGAAUAACUUACUUAGUGGCACGGGGAGAAAGGUUGGGACUGGGGGGUCGGGGACCGAAACCCAAAAGAUUCCCCCAGCAUGGAGCACCCACGUUUCCAGUGUCGUGUUGGAGUGGCGGGGGAUGCACGUUGGUUUGUGCCCAGCCCGCCCCCACCAUGCCCGGUCCUCGGCGCGCUGACACGCUAGCUAGCAUGGGCGGCGGGGUGGGCGUCUCUGGGUCUGUGGCUCUGUCCUGCUCGCCCCCGCCCCUUCCUCCCGGACCGCGCCGGCGCUGUGCGGCCUUUUCCCCAGCACGCGGCGCUGCGCUCGCUUUUAUCUCGGAGCCGCGUCGCUUCGUGCGCUGCCAGCGGGGCUCAGCCAGUCGGCUGGAAUUGAGUAGCAUUCAUUGAAUCUGCGGAUUUCAUGACGUCUCUCUGCGUGGUCCACCACUUUUCUCCUAACCGGGGAUUUUUUUCUUCUGCCACUCUUAUCUUUCCCCACUUCAUUCCACCCAGUCUCCCUCCCCCGUCCCUGCCCAAACGCGCGCCCCUCCGCCCCUCCUUUGGCCCCAGCGCCCAACCCUGCUCUCCGCGCUCGGCCAGAGGGAGCCAGUCCGGAGACGGCCGCACCUGGCUGGAGAGGCUGGGCGGGCGGAGGGGUGGAGACCCGCGGACGCCGGGAAGCCGGACCUGGAGCCGGAGCAGCCGCGAGCAGAAUGGAGUCUCCUAACAGCCUCUCGGGGCUGAUGUGAAAUUUGACCAUCUGAUUCCAGUUUUUUUCUUUUCCUUUUCUUUUUUGCAUUUCCUUCCCUCGCCAUCCGUCGUGUAGUGAAUUGUUCAGUCUUGCUCCGUUUCAAGAGAGGAGAUCAUGAUUGAGUGAAGCCACCCCGUCCGCAGCCAGGAAAAGCACAAAGAAGAAACUGCAACAAUGGCCAAGCUGACAGAAUCCAUGACUAACGUCCUGGAGGGCGACUCCAUGGAUCAGGACGUCGAAAGCCCAGUGGCCAUUCACCAGCCAAAGUUGCCUAAGCAGGCCAGGGAUGACCUGCCAAGACACAUCAGCCGAGACCGGACCAAAAGGAAAAUCCAGAGGUACGUGAGGAAAGACGGAAAGUGCAAUGUUCAUCACGGCAACGUGAGGGAGACCUAUCGCUACCUGACCGAUAUCUUCACCACCUUAGUGGACCUGAAGUGGAGAUUCAACCUAUUGAUUUUUGUCAUGGUUUACACAGUGACCUGGCUCUUUUUUGGAAUGAUCUGGUGGUUGAUCGCAUACAUACGGGGAGACAUGGACCACAUAGAGGACCCCUCCUGGACUCCUUGUGUUACCAACCUCAACGGGUUCGUCUCUGCUUUUUUAUUCUCAAUAGAGACAGAAACCACCAUUGGUUAUGGCUACCGGGUCAUCACAGAUAAAUGCCCGGAGGGAAUUAUUCUUCUCUUAAUCCAAUCUGUGUUGGGGUCCAUUGUCAAUGCAUUCAUGGUGGGAUGCAUGUUUGUAAAAAUCUCUCAACCCAAGAAGAGGGCAGAGACCCUGGUCUUUUCCACCCAUGCAGUGAUCUCCAUGCGGGAUGGGAAACUGUGCCUGAUGUUCCGGGUAGGGGACCUAAGGAAUUCCCACAUUGUGGAGGCUUCCAUCAGAGCCAAGUUGAUCAAAUCCAAACAGACCUCGGAGGGGGAGUUCAUCCCGUUGAACCAGACGGAUAUCAACGUAGGGUAUUACACGGGGGAUGACCGUCUGUUUCUGGUGUCACCGCUGAUCAUUAGCCAUGAAAUUAACCAACAGAGUCCUUUCUGGGAGAUCUCCAAAGCCCAGCUGCCCAAAGAGGAACUGGAAAUUGUGGUCAUCCUAGAAGGAAUGGUGGAAGCCACAGGGAUGACAUGCCAAGCUCGAAGCUCCUACAUCACCAGUGAGAUCCUGUGGGGUUACCGGUUCACACCUGUCCUGACCCUGGAGGAUGGGUUCUACGAAGUUGACUACAACAGCUUCCAUGAGACCUAUGAGACCAGCACCCCAUCCCUUAGUGCCAAAGAGCUGGCCGAGUUAGCCAGCAGGGCAGAGCUGCCCCUGAGUUGGUCUGUAUCCAGCAAACUCAACCAACAUGCAGAACUGGAGACUGAAGAGGAAGAAAAGAACCUCGAAGAGCAAACAGAAAGAAAUGGUGAUGUGGCAAACCUGGAGAAUGAAUCCAAAGUUUAGUGCCCUAGCUGGGCAAACCCUUCUCUUCUCCCCCCAACACAAUCUUUCCUUGUCUCUCAUUCUCUUUCUUUUUCUGUCUCUCUUGCUUUGUUCUUUAUUUGUUUGUAUUUAAUUUUUACAUGACCAGAAAACAAAUCUUCAAGGUGUAAAAUAUCUACCUGCCCUCUCUCAGUUAUUCAGAUUGCCAAGGUAGACAUGGAUUUGAUGAAGGUGCAAAGUGCCCUCAUUUGUGGCCCAAGCCUGGUCUCCUCCCAAAAUACUACACACCCAACUCCUGGAGAUUUCAGUUACUUACCUGCAUGUGUUGUACAAUACCAGAUCACUCAAAAAGGUGUGUCAAAGAUUUUACCUGGGAUAUGACAAGCAAGGUUUCUGGUGCCUAUUUAUUCAUUCAGUGAGACACAGAGUGGAGCCCUCAGUUUUAUGGAUCCCAAUUCAUUUCAUCUACUACAGGGUGAGGUGCUUGCCCCCAUGUGGGUGUGGCAGUUACAGGGCCCAGGUGAGCUGAAGACAAACCACUGUACAUAUAUAUGCCUUAUGUAAUUAUUUUCUUUUUGUAGUUAGUAAUAAAACCCAGCAUGUACAAAAGUACCAUAGAACAGAACUGCUAAAUACUGUACAUAGAUGUAUCAUUAAUGUAGGUUUAGAUAUAUAACUUUAGAAAUAAGAAGCAAAAAAAAAAAAAGAAAGAAAGAAAGAAAGAAAGAUUCCUAACAUGCAGUAGGCAUUUCUGUUUUGAUGUCUGUGUUUUCCAGGUUAUUUUGAUCCAGUUGACGGCUGGCCCUUCAGUGCAUGGCCUUUGUUUGUGUCUCAGACUGGCAGACGUUAGGGUACCUCACUGUUCCCACACUGAUCCUUUCAUUGAAUCUAACAAGCCAUAGGUCUGGGGGAAAUUGAGAGGUCUGGUAGAUGGCAAAACCCACCACCAAUAUGCUGAUAUACUGUGAAAUGUUACAAAACAGAUGUCUUUUUUUAAAAGAUAACAAGGGCCUCACUAACUGGCCUGGAGGAGGGGGAAUACCAGGAAGGAAAUAUUCUCUAGCCUGUCACCAAAGGUAUGUUUUUACUUUUCACAUGAGCUCUUGCCCUUUGUAGUACAAUAAUUUAGGAAACUUUUCUGCAAAACCAUUGAUUCUCCAGCUGUAGUUUCUCUACACUCUUACAAUGAGACAUGGUAAGUUAGCAGAAGAUGGUUGGGGUCUAAAGCCAUGAAAUUCACAAAGGCAUGUAGUGAGUGGCAUGCAUUAUAAUCAUCGACCUCUCACUUUGACUCUAUCUGGCUUUCUGAGAAUGACAUCUCGCCUGUCCCUGGGGCUUAUCCAUCAGCAUUUCUUGCAUUGUGAUCUUUUAUUAUUUUCAAAUGACCAGAGUUCAGUAUUCAAAGAUUAGAUCAACAAUCUUGAUGAUUGUCUAAGAAAUGUCUCUAGAGUAUGCCACAGGUUAGAAAUCAAAUCCAGUGUCUCUCAAUCAAAAGAAAACAAAUAAAAAACUCCAGCCUUAAUUCACUUUAAUCUGCAAAAAGGAAAGACGGGAGGAAGGAAGGAAGGAAGGAAGGGUAUUUGUACUGGAAAUCUGAAUUUUAAAAUGAAAAAAAUAAGGAAACAAAUCUUAGAUCAAACCUCCGGGGCAGGUGGAGAUUUUGCACUGUUACAGAUCUUUCACAUUCAUUUUGCAUUUAUAAGCUGUUUGUUCUUUAACACAGUUGCCCAUCAUAAAUAUUCAUUGAAUGGAUCCAAGUUUAUUUUCAGCUCCUACAGCUGUGCUCAGUUUGAGGCUCUGCACCAUGGAGGUCAAAGAGAUCAAACUAGCUGUCCCUCUUUGUUUCCCUUGCCUUCCCUGACCUGAUUGCACAGGCCUUUGCUGUAGUCUGGGGACCUUGUCUACUAAAAAAGAAGUCCCAGGAUAAGGAAAGUGGCUCCUAAAUAUAACCUCGGGGCCUCUCUUCUCCCAUCUCAGAGACCUUGGAUCAGGACAACUGCCUCUUGGCACUGACUUUAAGGAAAACAAAACUGUUGGCCAUAGCCCUUUCCUGUUUGCCAGCAUUUCCUUUUUUGCAUUGAAUCUCUGUUGAAUCAUUUCUUUAUUUUGCACACUCUAAGAAGGAGGUGGUGGUCCGGGAGGAGGAAGCUCGAUACACUCCCCUUGAGGCUGCGGGGAGGAGCCAUGGCCUGACCUCUCUGCAGCCUAAUGAAGGGCACUCUUGGCUUGGGGAGCUCCCCUGCAGCCUUGCCAGGGUCGCAGGGCAGGCCAUGGCAGGCACGAAACAAGAUGGAAUAGGGGCUGCAAAAUGUCUUCUAAUUUAGCUCUUGAAGACUCACUGGGCCUUUUUAAUUCCAUUGCUAAGGUUUAAAGGACAGCGCACACCCCCGUGUCUGGUUGGAAGAGCAAGCAGCUCAGGGCCUCAUCCCUGCUUGCCUGCCCUUUAGCACAACCGAACGAAGAGCCUUGACAACACGUUGGCCACGUGCACCUGUCAGUUCUGUGUCUGUGACGGGCACCCAGAUGUGAGGUCUCUCCCUGUUUCUCACUGUCUUUGUUGUCAAUGUAGUUGGAGACAGAACUUGAACCAAAUCUCAUUUUUGUAAUGUGAGCCUCUGAAUCUUUAAAUGAGGAUGCUCCUGAAGAACCUUUUACUAGAAUGUCCCUAUCAAACAUGUCUAUUUUUCUACAGUUGUUAACACAGUUUAACAGUGUAUUUUGUGUCAACUGUUAAAAUUUGGAACUGAAAGUUCAUUGAGACUGAUUUUCUAAGCAGCGAGUAGUGAGUGAAUGGUGUUUUCCAUUAAGACAGCUCAAUAAAAUUGACCCCACAAUUUCCACUCAUUCUAUUCUGCAAUAUCCAGUCCUCAUUCCCUCAGUCACUCCAUUAGCAAACCAAGUGCAAUGAGAAUUUUUUAAAAGUCUCUUUUAAUACAACAGUAUCCAUAACUAAUGAAGAUCACUCUCAACUAGAUCCUUUGGUCUGUUUGGUUAAUGUAUUUGAGUCACUUUUCCCUAAAGCAUGGUGGGAUCCGUGAGCCAGAUAAGAAUUUGGAAUUUAAGGGUUAUGGUUUGCCACAGCUGACCUCAAUUUGACAGAACAAAGUGCUCCUGGAUGGAAGGGCAGGUUCAGCUGCAAGCAUGACCCCCCACCACAAGGCUGCUGAGUUCCUCGGAUUCUCACCCCCACCCACCCCAACAUGCUCUCCAACUGGAAGAGCACCCAUUCAUUUAUAAAUCAACUUUAUGGAACCAAUAAAAUCAUUUCUGUUUUAGCUGUCCCCUGGGUAAGCUAUACUCUUUUACAUUAACAUAGCAAAUGUCAACUUUUCUGUUCCUUCAAACAUGGCCUUCCAGCCUGGUUGUUCCAACAUAUAUCCCCUCUAUGUCCAUGAGGCAGAACUCUCUCUUCCCCCACUCCCUUCCUCCAUCUAUCCCCAUCCUUUGCUGUUUCCCUGGUUCUCCAGUUCCAAUUCUAUGGUUUUAGUUCAGUACCUUAUGUUCCCUAACAGAAAUCCAGCUACAAAUGUCAACCUAUUUCUUAAGCACAAUUUUCUCUUGCAGGUCUAACCAAGCUAGGGCUCUGAAAUGUCUAUUUUUCAUUGCACUCCAAUUUAAAAAUUAUUCAUGACUUCAUUUAAUAGUCUAAAUUUUGAAUUCUCCAGAGCAACAUUCUUAUGCUUUCCAUCCCUACAUUUUCUUACAUUUCAGGUUUCUUACUUUUUUCCCCUUUGCUUUUUUAUUUAGAUUUAAGCCAGUGUCUUUGGGAUAUUUAGAAACUACUUAAAAAGGUGGGAACUGGUGGACAGAGAAAGGGGGCAUAAGAAUGCUAUUAGAAAACUACCUGAACUCACCAGAAGAAUGGGAAAUCAUUUGAUUUGCUGAGAGAAUACAAUUAAUAUACUCAUAGUAAAUCAUUUCCAAAACAGUUUGCUAAUAGUCUGGCUACUCUUCAGUCUUUCUUUCCUUGACUUGGGUGAUACUCUGUAUGAUUUAGAAAUGUCAGGAAGGUAGUUGAAAGUUCAGUGUCCUCUAUAUAUUGUAAACAUUAUCUUCAAGGAUGAUUUCCUUUCAAUGGAUGGCUUUAACAUUGAAAAACAUAGGUAACAUAUACAUAAUAGAUGAUUCAUUGAUAUUACUUUACAAUACACUAAAAUAACAUUAUCUUGUUUCUGAACUUUAUGGCCAACCGGUAUCUAAGAAAAUGUUAGCCUUUAAUUUAAAAUUGAGUAAAGCACGCCUCUUCCUAAUAUUUCUGCCUUUAAUGUCUUGAGUGCUUUAGAUGCAGAGUGUCAUCUAGAAGUCAAAAUUCUGUCAGAAGGCUGCUAAGAGAUUUUGAUAAAUCACAGAAUGUAUAAUAAUAACAAAACAAUAUUUUACCCAACAUGGUGUGGUGUUUGAGAGCAUUAAGAGCACUUGUACAAAUUAUCUUAUUUCAUUCUUAUUCACCAUGAGAGGUUGAGUAUUAUAAUUUACAUUUUAUAGAGGGAAAACUAGGGUUUGGGCAAAUUGGCCAAGUUUAAAGGCCAGUGAAUCAUAGCUCCUUGUCUCAAAUCCAGGUCACAAGGCCCUAAGCUGUGGGCUAUUUUUACUACAAAAAAUUUCAGCAAACCAAAUCUGCUAAAAAAAAGUAUCUGGCCUGCUGCCUGUUAUUGUACCACUUGUGAGCUGAAAGUGAUUUUUACAUUUUUUAAUAAUUGGGGGAAAAAAAAGAAAAGAAGAAUAUUUUGAGACAUGUGAAAAUCAUCCUAAAUUCAAAUUUCAAUGUCCACAAACAAAGUUUUAUUGGAACACAGCCACAGCCAUUUGUCUGUGUAUUGCCUAUGGCUGCUUCCACAUGCACUCGCAGAGCUGAGUAAUUACAACAGAGACCGUGUGGCCAGCAAAGAUUGAAAUAUUUACUAUCUGGCCCUGUAUAAAAAAAGUUUGCUGACCCCUGUACUGUACUGUUAAGUACUAUUGGUACUAUUAAGUACUAGUAAUAGUACUAUUAAUAAUAGUAUGUAAGAGUACUAAGUACUAUGAAAUAUUGUACUGUACUCUUAAGAGAGUCCUAGGCAAUAUAGAAGAAUGACUUUUUUUCCAGCAUAAAUUAUUGAAAUCACUCAUAAGUCUGUUCAAAAUAACAUAACUCUUUUUUUUUCAGUUGUCAAAGAGACAACUGCUUCACAAGACUUAGAGAGCCCAGUCAUUCAGUUAGGGUCUCAAAGGAAGAAUCCUUCCUUUUCACGCCAUUCCUCCAGAGUGGCAAAUAGAGUCAACAGCCAGCCAGGAUCUAGUGGUCAACUCAGAAAGUGGAUACAGUAAAAUUACUCCUUAAUGAGCUACAGAGAAAUGGGCAUUCCCAGCCCAGCUGCUGAAAUAUUGCUUCAGUGGCACACACAGGCAUUGGAUGAUGUACAUAGCUCAGGCUGCCAGUCUCUGCUCAGCAAAGCAGCCCAGACUUGCAGUGGUUGCCACACAUCAAACCUGCCUCGCUCCUCCACAUGGCUUCUCUCUUAGGCUCUCUUGGAGGAGAGUUAAAUAGGUGGCCCAGAUGUCUCCCUCUGUUUUCUUGCUAUUUUUCUCUAGCCUACAAUUUACAACUGAUCAAGGUGAUGAAUGUGGACCUGGAACUAGCUCAUGUUUAAUUGCACUAGUUUUUGCUCUCUCUAGCCACUAAGCUAGAAGUUUAAUGUGUAAUUAAAGAACUAAAUGCUUCUUAUGGAAAACCAAAAGGUCCUUUGAAAAGAGCUCAGGGAGACACGGAAGUAUAGUAAAGGGUUGUUGGAUUUCUUGCGCUUUCUGAGUCUGAAGCAAAGACAAAGAUUGGUAAUUACAGACAUAAUGGAUGGAAAAAGUCCAGACCUUGGGGUUUUUAGAUGAGUCAAUAUUAAAUGACAUUCUUUGUGUCACUAAGCUGAACUCCCUUGUCUUCUAAGGAAGCAUUUCUAAUGCCAGAUGUAGUCAGCCAAGCUAGGUUCCUUAUCUUUUUAGUUCUAUGGAAAAACAUAUCAAGUUCUCUUAUGAGUGCUUUCCUGGAAAUCAGAUGAGAAAGAAAAAAAUGUAACAAUGUAACAAAUCAUUGUGAUGUUGUUAUAUUGUCGACAGAUAAAGGAUGGAUUUGAUCCUGCGUCUGAAACUAAGUAGGUAAUGGUAUCUACAAUAUAGAUCAUGCAAAAAGCUUGUGACCCUUCAACUGCAUGGAAGAGUGGGAGGAAACAACUAAGUGGGAGGAAACAAAUCUCAAAGUUCAACACCAUAAAACUUAAAUAAAUGUAAAAGGAGUCAAACUUUUACUUGGCCUCAUUGCCUUGGUAAAAGAAAGCUUCAUGUAUCCACCUAAUUCAAUAAGAGAGUCCUAGGAAAAGGAAGGCAAAAUACUUUUAAGGCACACAAAAAUAUUUCACUGGGGUGGUCAACAUGAUUAAGUGAUGGAGAUUAGAUUUAUCACUGAUGAAAACAGUAUUUAUAGAGUUAUUUUUAGACACUAUACCCCCUAGACGCAAAUCCCAACACGCACUGUGGUUGGCCGGAGAAUUGUGGCCACAUAGUAAACAGAUCUUGAUUUCAGAGAAUGAAAUGUUCCUACCGACUUUGUGUAAUUGCCCAUUUCAAGAUUAAGGCUCAGUGCCCAUUGUUUUAACACCGAUCAUCAAUACUGUGAUAUCAACUAAGCCAAUCUUUAUAAGAAUAUGAAGGGCUGUUUUUCUCAGGCAAUGUAAAUAUCUGCUACCAACAAGCACUAGUGAAAUACACAUGUAAUCAUCAUCGUUUCUAAAACUCUGAUAGAAAUCACAAAACAUUCAAGCAAAAGGGCAAGGUCUUCCAGGAGCCUAGGAGCAGACUUUUGGCUACAAAGAGCCUAGUCCAGGCUGAAUGCCUUAUGGAGUAUGUCAGUCUUGGGUCUUAUCACUAAACACAACUAGUAGAACUCGAUCAACUGGAGUGCAGAGAUCAGAGUUUCGGUCAGCCGUGCAUUACCCAAACCUCUGGGUCUUCAGCCAGUCUUCUUAGAAGAGGGGAAGGAGCACUGUCCUCAGAUCCGGCCAUCACGGGCAUCGCCCUGGCAUCAUCUCUCAGCAUUGCUGACUGUGGGCAUGGGUAUGAGAAAUACCCUCCCGUAGCUCAGACUUGGGCAGAACAAAAUCCUCAGCCAUGCCCACCCACUGAGGUCUCUCUAGGGGAGCUUCUCCCUGCAGGGUCUGGCUCUUGCCCAUCUGGACAAUGACCCCCUAGAAGUAUCUUCCGGGGGACCCUGUAUCUUUCAAGCUUAACUUGCCCCACACCCUUGACCCCACAGAGCACCUCCCUGGGUCAGGGAUGAUGACUAAAUUAAGACCUUUAGCAUCUGCUAAGUACAGGGGUGCCCUCCCAUGUGAAAGUCCAAGUAAAAUAAAUGGAGUCAGGGUAAGGAAAUCCCCAAAAGUUCUGAUUUUCUCAUGGUGAUGAUCUCAGUGCUUUUCUUUUUCAUGACAUACCUAAUUCUCUUUUCUCUAGAAAGUCUCAUGUUUUGGUAUCACGAUGCCAUGGGCACAGACUGUCAUCAGGCCAAUGGCAGAACUCUCUCCAGAUAGUCUGACCUGGUCCCUCUUUUUGAGUAAGGCUGGGAGUUUGGUUUGUUUGAAGCCACCCCACAACCAAUAGAAUCCCACCCUGGCUAAGAAAUCUCACAAGGCCGGGUGCUGUGGCUCACACCUGUAAUCUCAGCACUUUGGGAGGCCAAGGUGGCAGAUCACCUUGGAGUUUGAGACCAGCCUGGCCAAUAUGGUAAUACCCCGCCUCUACUAAAAAUGUGAAAAAGUUAGCUGGGCAUGGUAGUUCCUGCCUGUACACCCAGCUACUCUGGAGGCUGAGGCACAAGAAUAGCUUAAACCUGGGAGGGGGAGGUUGCAGUAAGCUGAGAUCAUGCCACUGCACUCCAGCCUGGGCCACGGAGUGAGACUCAGUCUCAAAAAAAGAAAGAAAAGAAAGAAGGAAGGAAGGAAGGAAGGAAGGAAAAAAGAUAAAGAAAGAAAGAAGGAAGGAAGGAAAGAAAGAAGGAAAGAAAAGAUAGAAAAGAAAGAAAGAAAAAGAAAGAAAGAAAGAAAGAAAGAUAGAAAGAAAGAAAGAAAGAAAGAAAGAAAGAAAGAAAGAAAGAAAGAAAGAAAGAAAGAAAAGAAAUCGCACAUCCCCACCUCUAUCAGGGUCACCAAAUGAAGGCAUCAAUUUCAAGUCCCGUUAUUAUCUGCAAGGAAUUCUGCAUUGCAGCACUUACAGACACAACUUAUGCUGUCUCCUGGUGCCCACACAGCUUUCGGGUGAUGGCAGAUUGUCAGCCAACCAUUCCCCCCAGCUGCUCUCUCUUAAUUUGCUCCCUCAUCUCACCACGAAAACUUCACUUUUCCUGGCACCCCCGUUGGAAGGUUAAUUUCAUUUUUGAGCAUCCACAAUCCAGCAACCUAUUAUUGGGGUUAGUCCUAUUCCUUACCACUUAAUAGCCACCACCAAUUUUAACUGAGCAUAUAUGUUCAGAGUCUAACCAUAUAUAUAUAUAUAUAUAAAAGUACAUUUUGUUCCUGCUUCGUAAUUGCCCAGAGAGUCUAUGACUGAUGGUUGGGCGUAUACAUGGUCUCAGCCCAGUAACUGACGAGAGCAGCAUAAAGUUAGGUCUUGUGCUGAAAGGACAGCUGGACUUGUCCAGUGGGAUCUUCUUGUCCUUUGCAGCAUGCCAUUAGGGGACCAGCUUGCCAAAGAAGCUCCUGAACAUCUUUAUUCAGCCCAGUGCUUCCUCGUCUUAACCAAGAGCCACACAGAGACAACAGUGAACUCACAAGUUCAUGGGAUUCCAAAAUGAUUGACUCCCCAAGUGUCUGCCUGUGUUGGCAAAGUGCUCUUUCCUUUCCCACUGUCUGCACAGACUGUACUCUGGGGAAACUCCCAGCACUUGUGGGUGCCUGGUUACCGAGGAUGUGCUUGGCUGCCAUGGUAACUCCCAGCCUCUCAGUGUGGACCACUCUCCAGCAGGCUCGAGGAGACCUGGCAGAGGCCCCAUGGGGCGGAGGCUCCCUAGGGCUGCUCCACCUGCAGACAGCCUUGGGAGAACCCAAGGUAAUGUGGAGUAGGACCCAGCACACAGGUGCUCCCUCCGCACGCCAGGUCUGGGGUAUUCCCAUCCUUUCUUCCUAAGAUGGGAUGCACUUAGGUGGCCAAAUUGCUUCUUAAAAGGCUCGUCUUCAAGCCAUCAUCCUCAUAUCACACUCAUGCCCACACUCCAGUCACAUUUGCCUUUAAAAAAUUUUCAAAAUUAUUUUUAUAUUAUCCCAUGUAACAGAUGUCCAAAGAGUUGCCAUUUUCUUAACACUAAAUAAAUUCUGCCUAGAAGAUUAAGAUUGGUCCAGAACAGGGAGUGUUUUAAUAAGCACAAAUAUAAACAAAAGCAAUUUUAAAAUUUACUUAUGGAUUCUUUCAGAAAACCUGAUUUCAAAUCAGAAAUACUCAUUUUUGCCCCCAGAGCAAAGUUCCAGAAUACUAUUUCUUCUUGAACUUGCCAUUUUCCAUCUGGCUUUAAACUUGAGAAUAGACUCCCCUAUAUUGGCAUAAAAGGUAAAGUGGAAUUUACCACUGAAACUUUCAGAGCUCAAUUUAGUCUGGCCCCAUGGACCAGGCAAGAAUAAACUCUGCUCACCAGUAACAAUUCUGCAGCCACCGUACUGAACACAAACCCUGGAGAAAUUCUGGACAUGGUACUGCUUAAGAAUGCUGGGAAUGGCAGUCAAGGGUCUGAUUUCAGAAAGAGGACAUUAAUAUUCAAAUCCCUGAACCAUGCCCACACUGUGGGAGUCAGGCCUAACAAGAUCCCAGGGUCCACAGUUUACCUGGUCAGCUUGCUGUGUCUCAUGGGGCAUUAGAGGGUAGAUGAGAACUUUCCGCAAUCUCGACAACUGCACUGUAAGAAUUUCUUCUGUGUAUUUUCUAAUUCUGUGACAACAGGCAUCAACAAAACAUGUGGCCUGUUAUCACAUGGUUCCUCCCUGUGUGCACCUUCAUAGAGAUUUUCUUUUCCUUUUCUAAAAGAAUGAGGAUUCCUCUGAAUGUUACACUAUGCAACAAUAAUGUCCCCAGUCCUUCAUAAGUAACACAGUAACAAUAUAAGCACCCUCUCCCUACAUAACACACACACACACACACACACAAAUACACACAGUCGCAUGCAUACACACACA